AUGACUCCUUCUGUGUGGCUGGAAUAUUCAAAUUACUUGCUGGGAGAGAAGGUGUAUCUGAUGCAGAUCCCAUCCCCUUCCGGGAAGGGCAAAACUGAUCAGGUGGCGCUUCGCCCACCAUGGACCGUGAUGAUCAACUAUGAGUUCGAGCUUCGCAAGGAGGCAGUCAAGCGAGCCUUUCGUGAUUCACGUGCAGGGCGAUGCGCAGUUGAAGAGCAAUUCUUCACGUCACCCAUUGCACUGCAGAAUCGCAACAUGCCACCCCCCAGCACUUGGUACGAGCGUCCGAACUCUGGACAGCCAUGGAAAUGGCGCAAAGGCGAGAAAGGCCCUGGAAAAGGGGAAGGAAAGGACACGCAAAAGGGGAAGGACCCGAAGGGAAAGAAGGGCAAAGGCAAUGGAGAACUGGCAAGCCGUACUCCCGAUGGACGUCUCGCUUUGCCUACUCGACUUCUGGCUGUCCAGGUGACUGCGGCAUGGUACAUUGUUGCCAAGUCCGAGGGUGCUUCG
Molecule: messenger RNA, 510 nt
Organism: Symbiodinium pilosum
Lineage: Eukaryota; Dinophyceae; Suessiales; Symbiodiniaceae
Source: the annotation of a GenBank genome assembly